Lucilia cuprina (Australian sheep blowfly) is the source of this 495-nucleotide messenger RNA. Its product is annotated as D-beta-hydroxybutyrate dehydrogenase, mitochondrial. Lineage: Eukaryota; Metazoa; Arthropoda; Insecta; Diptera; Calliphoridae. The record is from RefSeq and is a predicted model, not a curated record. The annotation marks the transcript as partial. The transcript has 3 exons.
UUCUUAUUUCAGGUUUCCGCUUCCGGUAAAGGUGUUUUGAUUACUGGCUGUGAAGCUCCCAUUGCUUGGUAUUUAGCUAAGAAAUUAGAUGAUUUGGGCUUUACUGUUUACGCCGGUUUCAACACUCCCAUCGAAGACUCCGACGAAGCUAAAAUUUUGAAAGAAGAAACUUCCGGUCGCAUGAAAUGCAUUUACCUCGAUGUUACCUCAGAAAAAACUCUUUUGGAAGCCGCCUUGUUUGUCUCCGAACAUUUGCCACACAACUCUCAUGGUGUCCCCGCUAAAGGUUUGUAUGCUUUGAUUCAUUGUGCCCACUGGGUGGCUUUGGGUGAAUUGGAAUGGAUUCCAUUUGCUGUAUUGCGCAAGUCUUUGGAUUUGAAUUUGCUAGGUGCCGCUCGUUUGACUCAAUUGAUGUUGCCAUUGUUGCGUGGUGGUCACGGUCGUGUUGUUUUCAUGACAUCCGGUAAGCUUGUAAUUAGAGAACACAUGAACUAA